Molecule: messenger RNA, 366 nt
Organism: Aspergillus nomiae NRRL 13137
Lineage: Eukaryota; Fungi; Ascomycota; Eurotiomycetes; Eurotiales; Aspergillaceae
Product: LYR motif-containing protein 2
Exons: 4
Coding region: 1-366 (121 amino acids)
Cellular component (GO): mitochondrion
Source: RefSeq, a predicted model, not a curated record
AUGCGGCCAUCUUUGAAUUUGCUCGCUGCCGUAUCCCGCGGCCAGCCGUCGAAGCUUAGGAAGCCGGCAAUGAGUUUGGACCAUUUCAUCCAAAGACAGCGAGUCCUCGGGUUCUGGAGGGAGGUUACUCGAGCAUUACAUAGUAAGAUUGUCCGGUUUAUCACUGAACUAGCAUCAGUUGCUGACUGGCUUGUCCAAGAAAUCCCCAAAUCGUCGACACGGGACGAAUUGCGCAGCUACGCUCGCCAAGAGUUUGAGCGUCAUCGUAAUGUAACGGAUUUGCAACAUAUACGGUAUUUGCUUUCGACAGGGAAAUCGGAAUUUGAGAUGAUGAGACGGUAUAUCGAUGAGCAAGCCUCUCACUAA